Molecule: messenger RNA, 1056 nt
Organism: Penicillium brevicompactum
Lineage: Eukaryota; Fungi; Ascomycota; Eurotiomycetes; Eurotiales; Aspergillaceae
Product: zinc-dependent alcohol dehydrogenase family protein
Exons: 3
Coding region: 1-1056 (351 amino acids)
Molecular function (GO): oxidoreductase activity
Source: RefSeq, a predicted model, not a curated record
AUGGCAGUGCAACAAUGGAUCACGCCCUUGAAGGGCCUCGAUAGCCUCAGUCAGACUGAGGCCCCAAUGCCCACACCAGGACCAAGUGAAGUCCUCGUAGAGAUUCGCGCCGUGUCCUUGAACUACCGGGACGUGGAAGUGACCAAGGGCGAAUAUAAACACCACAAAACCGCCGAACAAGAUGCCACCAUCGUGCCGUGCUCCGACAUGUGCGGGGUGGUCACCCAGGUUGGCGCGGGCGUGACAAAGUGGUCGGUCGGCGACCGCGUGCUUUCGACCUUCCUCCCCGAUCACCAAACCGGCCAAGUGACCGAGAAGGAGCUUGGCAAAAGUCUGGGACUGCCCGAGGACGGUGUCCUAGCUUCUCACCGCGUCUUCUCCGACCACGGCCUGGUCAAGGCGCCCAGUUUCAUGUCCGAUGAGGAGGCGGCGACUCUCCCCAUUGCGUCGGUGACUGCGUGGAUGUCUAUCAAUGGAAUGCGCCCGAUCGGACACAGCGGCGGGAAGGACGAAUAUAUUCUGCUUCAAGGAACAGGUGGUGUUGCCAUUGCGGGGCUACAGAUCGCCAAAGCGGCUGGGGCAAAGGUGAUCAUCACCUCCUCGUCGGAUUCUAAAUUAGACCAAGCCAAGCAAUUAGGUGCUGAUUUCACUAUCAACUACCGCACUAAUCCCAACUGGGAGGCCGAGGUGAUGAACUAUACGCAGAACCAUGGCGCGGAUAUUAUCCUCGAAGUUGGCGGCGCAAAGACUUUGCGGAAGAGCUUUGAUUGCAUCGCUUUCGGCGGUCUCAUCGACUGCAUUGGCUACGUGUCGGGAAAGAUGGAUGCCGACGAUGAUCGCUUGAACGUGAAUCUGCUGGCCCUGCGCCGUACUGUGACUCUAAAGGGUAUCAUCAACGGCCCCAAGGACCGCUUCGAAGAAAUGAUCCGUUUCUACGAGGAACACCAGAUCCGCCCAGUGGUGAACCGGGUGUUUUCGUUCGCUGAAGCUAAGCAAGCGUUCGAAUUCUUGGAGAGCGGCAGCCACUUUGGAAAGGUCGUUAUCAAAGUUACAUAA